Capsicum annuum is the source of this 2155-nucleotide messenger RNA. Its product is annotated as probable WRKY transcription factor 21. The transcript has 3 exons. Gene Ontology annotation, molecular function: sequence-specific DNA binding; DNA-binding transcription factor activity. Lineage: Eukaryota; Viridiplantae; Streptophyta; Magnoliopsida; Solanales; Solanaceae. Gene Ontology annotation, biological process: regulation of DNA-templated transcription. The coding region runs from base 809 to 1843 and encodes 344 amino acids. The record is from RefSeq and is a predicted model, not a curated record.
AUCCACUCUUUAUUGUCAUUUUUGCAUUUUAUGUUAAUUUUUCCCAUCUUGGAUAUGUUUUGUUUUGUGUUAAUUUCAUUCUAAUUAGUGUAAAGAUCCAAUGUUUAUUGCAUUUGCUGCUGUUUUUAUGCUGAUUUUCCCAUUUGGGGUUGUUUUAUUUUCUGUUAAAUUUCAGCUCUUGAUGUCCUUAGCUGGUAGUUUGAGCAUACUUUCUUUGUUGAGUUUGGCUUAAUUUCAAGAACCCCUUCUUGUUUUUGGGUGUAUAUGUGUGUGUAGUUUUUCUUGUGUUUUUGUGUGUGGUUUUUCUUGUGUUUUGGGGGGCAACUCUUUUGGUUUUAGGAGUUAAACUUGCUGCCCUUUGGAUGGUUCUUGAAAAGGAACAGUUCAAGAAGGUUCAAUUGGUUGAAAUGAAUUUCUAGAUUCGCGAAUUUAUCGACAUCAAGUUGAUAAAAAGAACCAAAUUCUUGUUCAAUUUUCUUGAGGGGGUGGUUUUUGUUUGUUUUUGUGUGGUUUGAGUUGAGCUUAAAUGAAGCAUUGAGUAUUCGUAUAGUCGAUCUCAACUUGUAUGAGACUGUGGCGUAGUAAUAGUAGGAAGUGAUAGCAAAUUUAUUGACAUCAAGUUGAUAAAAAGAACCAAAUUCUUGUUCAAUUUUCUUGAGGGGGUGGUUUUUGUUUGUUUUGUGUGGUUUGAGUUGAGCUUAAAUGAAUCAUUUGAGUGUUUGUAUAGUCGAUCUCAACUUGUAUGAGACUGAGGCGUAGUAAUAGUAGGAAGUGAAGUUUUGGUAUUUUGGGGGCUGAGAGAGGUGAAAUGGAGGAAAUAGAAGAAGCGAAUAAUGCUGCCGUUGAGAAUUGUCAUAGAGUGAUGAGUCUUUUAUCGUCUGGAACACACGAUCGGAAUCAGUAUAUGAAUUUAGUUAGAGAAACUGGAGAAGCAGUAAACAAGUUCAAGAAAGUUGUCACUCUUUUGAAUUCAACUUUAGGUCAUGCAAGAGUGAGGAAAUCGAACAAAUUCAAGACCCCUUUACCUCAUAACAUCCUUGUAGAAAACCCGAAUUGCAAAAUCGAUGAUCAGGCGAAAGCUCUUAGGUCACGUCCUAUCGAUGAAAAUCGAGUCCUAGAGAUGGGGGGUACUAAUGUGAAAUGCAAUCUUACUUUAGGAAGACCUUCUUUGGAAUUAAGUUCAAAUAGUAGAAAUCCCCUUAAUUUUGGCCAACAAACGCAUUUGCCGAGCUACAACUAUCUUCAACAGCAGCAGCAGCAACAACGGCUGUUUCUACUUCAGCAGCAGCAAUUGAAACAGCCGGCGGAGAUGAUGUACAGGCGGAGCAGUAGUGGCGUUAGUCUAAAUUUUGAUAGCUCGACAUGUACUCCGACCAUGUCCUCGACUAGGUCUUUUAUCUCCUCAUUGAGUGUGGACGGUAGCGUUGCUAAUGGUAGUAACUUUCAUUUAGUUGGGGCUUCACAAUCUUUGGAUCAGAGCUCGUUCCAACACAAGAGAAGGUGCUCGGAAAGGGGAGACGAAGGAAGCGUGAAAUGUGGAAGCAGUGGGAAAUGCCACUGUUCAAAGAAGAGGAAACACAGAGUGAAAAGAUCAAUCAAAGUACCUGCUGUAAGUAACAAGCUAGCUGAUAUUCCUUCCGACGAGUAUUCUUGGAGAAAGUAUGGACAAAAGCCGAUCAAAGGUUCUCCGCAUCCUAGGGGAUACUAUAAAUGUAGCAGCAUGAGAGGCUGCCCUGCCCGGAAACAUGUUGAGAGAUGCUUGGAAGACCCUUCAAUGCUUAUCGUGACUUACGAAGGUGAACAUAAUCAUCCCAGAAUGCCAUCACAAUCAGCUAAUACCUGAAAACUAUUGGGAAAAAUUUAAGAAAGCUGAUCACAAUCCUCGACAGGUUUUGUGUACUUUGUUAUCGAUUGGCUUUGUUGUUACUGUACAUAUGGUAUUUCGAAUGAUAAAACAUCCAUUCCGAGUCGAACAACUAUGCGAUGGGAUUCAAGAUUUUCCUGAUUGUAAGAAUAUUUCUUCAUCAAGUAAGAAUCCUUUUUGUAAUUUAGCCAUUGUGGUAACUUUAGUUUUGUGAUAGAAUGUAAGAUGCAUGCUUUGAGAUUGUAUAGUUAGAUUUGUCACAAUGUCAAGGAAAUUUAUAUUCCUUUUGAA